Messenger RNA from Mustela lutreola (European mink), 7286 nucleotides. It is a transcript of the gene CEP164, whose product is annotated as centrosomal protein 164. Bases 169 to 6369 code for a protein of 2066 amino acids. The record is from RefSeq and is a predicted model, not a curated record. NCBI's taxonomy places the organism in Eukaryota, Metazoa, Chordata, Mammalia, Carnivora, Mustelidae. Gene Ontology annotation, molecular function: protein binding. The transcript has 34 exons.
UGCUAAGUCGGUACCCUUUCCGGAAGUGGUUGUUGGCCGCUGCAGGGCAACACCCCGGCGUCCCUGGAAGCGGGGAGCCGGGGUGGUGCUGGGGAAGCUGCGCAGAGCCGGGAGCGUUGGUCCAGUGCUUCCCGGGGCGGGGGGCAGGUGUUUGAGCCCAGACCAAUCAUGGCGGGAAGACCCAUCCGCAUAGGAGACCAGCUGGUUCUAGAAGAAGAUUAUGAUGAGACCUACAUCCCCAGUGAGCAAGAAAUUCUCGAGUUCGCCAGAGAGAUUGGUAUUGACCCCGUCAAAGAGCCGGAACUGAUGUGGUUGGCGAGGGAGGGCAUUGUGGCCCCCCUGCCUGUGGAGUGGAAGCCCUGCCAGGACAUCACAGGUGAUAUUUACUAUUUCAACUUUGCCAAUGGGCAGUCCACGUGGGACCAUCCGUGUGACGAGCACUAUCGGAACUUGGUAAUCCAAGAGCGGGGGAAGCUGUCAGCUCCUGGAGCCAUUAAGAAGAAAGACAAGAAAAAGAAAAAGGAAAAGAAAGAUAAGAAGGACAAAGAGAACCCCAAAAGUCUGCUGGAAACACAGCCUGAGCAGGGACUUCUGCCUUCUUCCUUCCUUCUCCGUGGCCCAUCCCCUCUCUCGGCACCUGGGCUUGCUGAUCUGGACCCAGACCAGGAGAUGCAGGCUAGAAGUGAGGGCUGCUUUAAGAAAGGGAAGAGCCCCAGCGCGCUGGGUGACACGCCCUGGCCUCUGCUGGGCACCCUGCCUGGCAAGCUACAGCCACUCUCCAAAGGCCAAGCUUCUCGCACCCACCAGAUCUUUGCCGAUGUGGAGGAAAUCUUAGGCAGGGCCCCAGCCCAGUGCAGGACAGAAUUAGGUGACCAGCAGGGCCUGGGGAAACCCCAGAAGCUGACAGACAAAAUCUACCUGGGGUUUUCCGACCCUGAAAUAGAAGAGCUGGAACUGAGGACCAGACAGCAGAAGCCCAGCACCCUGGGCGCUGAGAAUACCAGGCCCCUCCAGAAUGGGCAGGAUGUGCUGGAAGGCAGGAGCCAGGCCUCUGUGUACUCAGGGCUUUCUGAAACCAUCACCGGCCUACAGCUGAGAGGGGAGCAGCAUGGCCACCUCAUGGCCAAAUGGGGCUCCACUGGCCCCGGGGGAGACAAGAGCCAGAGUCCCAUUCCCUCACCGUCCCUGGAGGAUGACCGCUCCCAGUCCCUGUGCUCCUCUGACCACAUGCCGCCUACCAGGAAGAGCCAAGCGCUCUUGCUAGAUAGCGCCUCAGCCGAUGGCCUGAGCUGGCAGGGCAUUUCUGGGGAAGGUGGUAGUGUGGGCAGGGGGAGGAGGAGGAAAGAGCCCCCAGAACUGUGGAUGGGGCAGGUCUCCAAGCUUGUCAACCAGGACACCUCGGGGAGCUGCGAGGAGACAGGACCCGAUGCCCCUGAGGCUCUAGGGGCAUCAGCCAAAGAUCCACCGCAGGAGCUCUUCCUGCUGCCGCCCGCCCCGCUGGCUUUAGAGCUGGCCCAGAAUGCCCCUGCCGGGAGUGCCCCUGGACGCUCCCCUGACCGUGAGGAGAGACAACCCCCGGGGUCCCUAGAGCCCCCCGAAGAAGACAGGAAGCCUAGUGAGUCUGAGCCUGACGUGGAGAGCAGCAGCCUGGCUUCUCACCUGGGCUCGCAGAUCCUGGGUGAGGUGAGCAACUUCCCUUGGGACCUGCAGAGCUUGCAGGGCUCUGAGCAGGGCGGGGGCCAGCUUGCUCCCAGGGCCGGAGGGCAGCGCUGCAGCCCCUUCCUGGGACUGCAGUUGGCCCACUUGCAGAGCUCUGCUGACGAGCAGUCAGAGAGCGAAGACUACUCUGAGGACCAGAGAUUCUACCGGCACAUCCUGCAGAUGGUCAAGAUCUCCAGGCGGCUGGAGGGCCUGGAGCUGCCCGAGAGCACGCCGGAGACGCCAUGUAAGGCUCUUGCCAGCAUGGUCUGUGGCCUGGCGGCCGAGUCUCCCAGAAUGUCUAGUGAGGGUGAGCACGAGGCCAGCAAAGCUGUGGAGAGGGACCCGAGGCUCCUGGCUUGGGGGCCGGAGAUGCUGGAGCACCCUCAGGAGGCGGCUCUUGCCCCUGCUGGGCAGGCGGUCCCUCAGCAAGCCUGUGUCCAGCUCAGCAGCAGCCCCCUCAGCCAGGGGCCGGACGAGCUGAGGUGCAGCAGAGCGCUCGCUGCAGAGCCGGGCAAGGCCCUGGGCUCCUCAUUAGCCCCAGUCCACAUCCCUCCCGGGGGCCUGGCUCCCUUGAGAGGUCUUGUGGAUGCCCCCACCUCUGCUCUUCGUGGAUCGCAAAACGUGAGCUUGGGGAGCUCGGCGGAGUCUGGUCAGCUCGGAGAACUCACACUGCCUUCACAGGGUCUCAAGACUUCUGCUUAUACGAAGGGUCUCUUGGGCUCCAUCCAUGAGGACAAGAAUGCUCUCAGCCUCUUGGCUUUAGGGGAGGAGACCAACGCAGAGGAUGAGGUGGAGAGUGACAACCAGAGUGUUCGCAGUUCAAGUGAGCUUUUGAAGAACCUGCACCUGGACAUUGGGGCGCUGGGGGGUGACUUUGAGUAUGAGGAGUCUCCGAGAACAAGCCAGCCAGAGGAGAGGAAGGACGCUUCUCUGUAUUCCGAUGCUGCCGGGCCCCCAACUCCCGGCAAGCUCCUCAGCCAGGGAGCAGACGGCAGUCUGAGCAGCGCUGAUGGCAGAGAGCAGCAGGGAAGAGGGGCGAGUGCUCGGCUCCCGGCAAAAGAAAUGGAUGAGAAGAGUGAUCCUGGGAAGUCCAGGAUUGAGGUGGACCCUGGGGGCGGUCAGCCUGCUCAAGCCACUGAAAAGGAGGCACCAGAAGACUCAUUGGAUGCAGGAGAAGAGGGUUCCAGGAGGGGAGAGGCCCAGGUGGUGGAGGAGAAGGAGCCCAAGGAGGAGACUUCGGUCCCCAAAGAGAGCAGAUCAGACCGGAGCCAGGAUUCGGACAUCAGUGAACACGUGAAAGAGCUGCAGCUCUCGGACUCUGCCGCGUCUGACCCCAAGUCCUUCCUGGGCCUGGACUUCGGUUUUCGCGGCCGGAUCUCCGAGCACCUGCUGGAUGUCAACGUGCUUUCCCCAGUCCUGGAUGGAGCCCACUGGGAGGCCCAGAGGUUGGGAAGAGAAGACAAGGAUGGCAGCCAGUCCAGCCAAGAUGAGCAGCGGAGCAAGCCAUCCAGAGGCUCGGAGAGGACUUACUCAGCUGCCCUGGCUGGUCUGACCAGGUUGUCUCCUCCACUGGUGCCUGGGAGGUGGCACCAGAGUCCCCUUCACAGCCAGGCCACCGAAGAAGGGCCUCUGCAGGCCUCUGAAGGGCAGCUUAAGCAGGAGCAGGCAGAGGAGUCUGGGGACUCUGCAGGCAGCCCCGUCCCGCCCGGUUCCCUGAAGAGGGAGGAGACCCCAAGCCCACCUGCUGCCCAUGAGAGGGGCAAGGAGCAGCGCUCCUGGGCCACGGAGCUGGGCCUUGGGCAGGAAGAGGCCAAGGAGCCCGAGGAGAAGGUGGCGGCCAGCCCUGCCCCUCCAGUCUUCUCAGAGGCAGAGAGGAGGGCGUGCCAUGCCGUGCUAGGCCACAUGGGGAAGGAGCAGGGUAUGCCAGGAGGCAGAAGAGGCGAGAAGGGAGACCAUGGCCCAGAGCCUUUAUUGGGGUUUCCGUGGGAAGGAAUGGGCGAGUCAGGGCGAUCUGUGGAGCCUGCAGGUCCCCCAAAGCAGGCUUCACUGAAGGCCAUGGAAGAGGCUGUGACCCAGGAACUGGAGCGAGACCGGAGGCAGCUCCUGGAAUCGAAGCAGGAGAAGAUGCAGCAGCUGCGGGAGAAGCUGUGGCAGGAGGAGGAGGAGGAGAUGCUCCAGCUGCAGCAGCAGAAAGAGAAGUCUCUCAGUUCCCUGAAGGAGCAACUGCGGAAGGCCACCGAGGAGGAGGAGACUCAGAUGAGAGAGGAGGAGAGCCGGAGGCUGUCCCAGCUCCGGGCCCAGGUGCAGUCCAGCAUGGAAGCAGACGAGGGCCGCAUCAGGGCCGAGCAGGAGGCUUCUCUGCAGAGGCUGAGAGAAGAGCUGGAGUCUCUCCAGAAGGCCGAGAGGGCCAGCUUGGAACGGCAGAGCAGACAGAUGCUGGAGCAGCUCAAGGAAGAGCUGGAGGCCUCGGAGAAGAGAGAGCAAGCUGCUCUGAAUGCCGAAAAGGAGGCAGCUUUGCAGCAGCUCAGGGAGCGGCUGGAGCAGGAGAGGAAAGAUGCAGCGGCAGCGCUGGAGAGGGAGCACAGGGCCGAGCUGGAGCGGCUCUCUUCCUCGCUGGAGGCCAAGCACAGGGAGGUUGUCUCCAGCCUGCAGAGGAAGAUGGAGGAAGCCCAGCAGAAAGAGGCGGCCCAGGUGCAGGAGAGCCUCGGUUGGGCGGAGCAGAGGGCUCACCACGUGCUUGAAUACGAGCAAGAGCUCAGUGGCCUUCUGCGAGAGAAGCGCCAGGAGGUGGAGAGGGAACAUGAGAGGAAGAUGGACAAGAUGAAGGAGGAGCACCAGCAGGUGGUGGCUGAAGCCAGAGAGCAGUACGAGGCCGAGGAGAGGAAGCAGCGGGCGGAGCUGCUGGGCCACCUGACUGGGGAGCUGGAGCGUCUGCGUAGGUCCCACGAGCGAGAACUGGAGGCUGUGAGGCAGGUGCAGGACAGGCAGCUUGAGGACUUGCGGCGUCAGCACCGGGAGCAGGAAAGGAAACUCCAAGAUUUAGAGGUGGAACUUGAAACCAGAACCAAAGAUGUCAAGGCCAAAUUGGCUCACCUGGGCCUCCAGGAGGAGACAGCCCGAAAGGAGCAGCAGCAGCUCCUCCAUGCGCAGAGGCAGGCUGCGCUGGAGAGCGAGGAGGUCACAGCCAGCUACCAGCACUUGGAGGAGGCAAAGAAGGAGCACACGCACCUGUUGGAGUCCAACCGACAGCUCCGAAGACUCCUGGAUGAGCUUCGGGCCCGCAGGGCGGAGCUGGAGUCCCAGGUGGAGGCGCUGGAGUCCCAGGUGGAGGCGCUGCAGACCCAGAGUCGGAGGCUGCAGAAGCACAUCAGCGACCUGGAGGCUGAAGCUCAGAGGAAGCAGGACAUGUUGAAAGAGCUGGAAGCUAAAGAGAGCAGCGCUGCCCCAUGUUUUGAGCCAGACUUCCACAUUGAGGACCUGAGGAAGUCCCUUGGGACCAACCAGACCAAAGAGGUACCCUCUUUUCUCUCCCAGAGCAAGGAGGAGACCGACUUGUCCUUGGACAGCGUCCGGCACUACCUCUCUGCCGAGGGAAUGGCUCUCCGCAGUGCCAAGGAGUUCCUGGUACGGCAGACGCGCUCCAUGCGGCGGCGGCAGUCGGCUCUGAAGGCCGCACAGCAGCACUGGCGCCGGGAGCUGGCCCGUGCUCCGGAGGCCACCAAGGACCCCCCGGGCACCAAGGCCCUGGAGGACGCGCGCCAGGACCUGGAGGAGGAGACCAGGCACCUGGAUGAAAUGAAGUCAGCUAUGCGGAAGGGCCACGACCUGCUGAAGAAGAAGGAGGAGAAGCUGAAUCAGCUGGAGUCCUCUCUCCGGGAGGAGGCUUUAGAUGAGGACACUCGGCGACAGACCCCCAAGAAGGGGGUGACAUUUGAUCUCAGCGACACGGACGACGUGAGCAGUGCAGGCUCCGAAUCCUGCCCCCUGCCUCACUAUGAGUGGCAGUGCCGGCAGGGCGAGGACCAUGUCAACCUGACUGCAAGUGCCACGUUGCCCUACAAGUACCACUACCUGAGCAGCAGCCUUCAGCGGAUCAGCAGCCAGCUGAACGGCGUCCUCAGCAUGCUGGGUAGUCUCAACCCCCAGCCGCCGCCGCCACUCUUCACUUCCACGCCAGUGCCUGCCCCGCCCCGGAACCCCAGGAGUAACCCCAUACCCGCCUGCUCCUCCCUGGCCCGGGUCUCGGCCUGGCCGCCGCUAGAGCCCACAACCACCCAGUGGGCCUGGGACCCCGGGCUGGGCCCCACGCUCUCCUCCUCCGUGGCUCAAUCCGUGGAUGACUUCCUGCUGGAGAAGUGGCACAAGUAUUUCCCAACUGGAGUACCGUUCCUCAGCAGUAGCCCCGCGCCCAUGGAGAACAGGCUGGGUUACGUGUCUGCCAGCGAGCAGCUGCGUCUCCUGCAGCGGGCCCAUUCCCAUGGCUCCGGGCUUGAGGUAGGCAGCACAGACUUCCAGAGCAUGAUCGAGGCUAACCGAAAGUGGCUAGAACAUUACAGGAAUGACCCCAAGUUACAUCUCUUCUCUUCGGUGCCCAAGCCCGCAGCUACCUCAGGCCUUCUGCAUCUGGGCCUGGAUGAGAACAACAGACUGAGGGUGUGUCAUUACUAAGGCCCCGAGCCCCUCCCACACCCCGAUCAAGUGCCUGUGGAGCCGCCCGCACUCCGGACCCAACACAGCAUUCUCCUGCCUUGUUUGCUGCCUGCCUUGCUCGGAGGAACCCGGGGCUGCGCUGGAAACCAUGCGAUGCCCCCCACCCCCUGAGACCAUGUACCUCAGGCUGAAGAGUCUGGCCUCCUGCGAGCUCCUGUCUGGACAAGGUGACACUGAUGGGGGAUGUCCGAGCCUGGGCACCUGCAGGAGGACAAGAACAAGGUAUUAGGAGUUGCCUUCUGAGGCCAAGGGCCUCCGGGCUCUCUGUGCAUAGUAUUCUGGCAGUUGUGGAUGUGUGGCCCUUACUUCACCAGGACAAAGCCCCCAGCAUGUCUGGAGGCUCUAAUACCUCAGCCUCAGAGAUAUCAGACCCUUUUCUUUCUCUUUUUUGUAAGUCUCCUUUCUUGAGCACUCUAUCUCAGGAUUGGGCCCAGAGCCCUACCAGAGGUUGGGCUGUAAGUUGGCCCCCAGAUGCUCUGCUAUCCCCCCUUCCUCCGCUGGCUCCGUGCAUUUCUCAGGGGUGCUCCUUCCCUUCCUCGGGCUCCUCCCCAGAGUCCUCCCCCCACCCCAAGUCUCAGGUCACAAGCGCACGACUUGCAAGAAGCCAACAAGCCAUAGGAGAAGUCUGGGGUGUCUCUGGGUCCAUAUCUUGGUUUUUCUCUUUCUGGACCACCAUGGGGAGAGUUGUGCGUUCUUGUUUCUGUUCCCUGGCAGCCCUCCUCUGGGCUGAGCCACACAGGGUCGAGCUCCCUGUAGUCCUGCUUCCCGUCAGAGGGCUCUCUUGGGGGUUGCAGUGGAUGUUCUCCGACAUCUGUUCCAUCGUUUAAAUAAAAUGCCCCCGGGUUUGUCUUGAAGGCUCCGGGGCUGCCCUUGCC